Molecule: messenger RNA, 894 nt
Organism: Plasmodium gaboni
Lineage: Eukaryota; Apicomplexa; Aconoidasida; Haemosporida; Plasmodiidae
Product: putative vacuolar protein sorting-associated protein 26
Exons: 2
Coding region: 1-894 (297 amino acids)
Biological process (GO): intracellular protein transport; retrograde transport, endosome to Golgi
Cellular component (GO): endosome; retromer complex
Source: RefSeq, a predicted model, not a curated record
AUGCUAUCGACAAUUUUUGGGAGCGUGUGCUCCUUAGAUUUAAAAAUUGAUGCAGAUGAAAAUAAAAAGUUCGCCUUUCUAAGAAAAGAUAAGAAGGGAGAGAAGUGCCCAAUAUUUUCAGACGGAGAAGAUAUUAACGGAACAGCAACAAUAAGUCUAAAGCCAGGAAAAAAGUUUGAACAUUAUGGUAUAAAAUUAGAAUUAAUUGGACAAAUAAAUAUAUUAAAUGAUAAAGCCAAUUCUUAUGAUUUUUUUUCUAUAUCAAAAGAUCUAGAACCUCCUGGAUUUUUAGUAGAAAGUAAACAAUUCAAAUGGAAAUUUUCAGCUGUCGAUAAACAACAUGAAUCUUAUUUUGGUACAAAUGUUCAACUAAGAUAUUUUGUUAGAUUAAAUAUAAUUAAAGGAUAUUCUGGUAAUAUACAAAAAGAAAUUGAUUUUAUUGUUCAAAAUUUGUGUAUACCACCCGAAAUUAAUAAUACCAUUAAAAUGGAAGUAGGCAUAGAAGAUUGUCUACAUAUUGAAUUUGAAUAUGAUAAAUCCAAAUAUCACUUAAAAGAUGUUGUUGUUGGAAAAGUUUAUUUUCUUCUUGUAAGAAUUAAAAUUAAACACAUGGAAUUAGAUAUUAUAAAAAUGGAAACCUCUGGGGUAGGCAAAAAUUAUACUACAGAAACUGUUACCUUGUCAAAAUUUGAAAUAAUGGACGGUUCUCCAAUUAAAUCGGAGUGUAUUCCUGUGAGAUUAUAUCUAAGUGGUUUCGAUCUAACUCCCACUUAUAAAAAUAUUCAAAAUAAAUUCUCGGUCAAAUAUUAUAUUAACCUCAUAAUAGUGGAUGAGGAAGAAAGGCGUUAUUUCAAAAAGCAGGAAAUUUUCUUAUGGCGAAAAAAAAUGGGUUAA